UUGCUAUCCCAUUCGUGGAGCCGAAUCGUUUUCAUAAACAAAAGCCGCCAACCAGCCCAUAGAGCCACCAAAACCCAGACUCUCUGUUUUUCUCUCUCGUAGCGCAGCCAUGGCCUCUCUCUCAGCUGCGAUCUCUCACUCUCCGAAGUCAUUGCCUCGCCACGCGAAGCCCAAGAAGAUCUGCCAAUCGCAAUGCCGUACACUCUCCCUUCCUCGCCACUCCCCUAUUUGCAGAAUGGGUUUUGUUUCUCGGUGGGGAAGCAGAGGGACAUCAAAUACCCGCAUUUUUACUUCAGUUAGAGAUGUUUUACUGGAUGAAUCUGCGGAAAAGGUACAGCUUCCCAAAGGUGACACAUGGUCUGUUCAUAAAUUUGGUGGUACCUGCGUGGGAAGCUCAGAAAGAAUUAAAAAUGUAGCAGAUAUUAUUGUUAACGAUGAUUCAGAAAGGAAGUUAGUGGUUGUCUCUGCAAUGUCAAAAGUCACAGAUAUGAUGUAUGACCUCAUUGACAAAGCUCAAUCACGGGAUGAAUCCUAUAUAUCUGCAUUGGAUGCUGUUUUAGAGAAGCACAAAUCAACUGCGCUUGACCUACUAGAAGGGGAUGAUCUUGCUAGAUUCUUAUCACGGUUGCAUCAUGACAUCAGCAACCUUAAAGCAAUGCUUCGUGCGAUAUAUAUAGCUGGUCAUACAACAGAAUCUUUUAUGGAUUUUGUUGUAGGACAUGGAGAACUAUGGUCUGCUGAUCUGUUGUCAUCUGUCGUUAGAAAGACUGGAAUGGACUGCAACUGGAUGGAUACAAGGGAAGUCCUUAUUGUAAAUCCUACUAGUUCUAAUCAAGUUGAUCCUGAUUACGUAGAAUCUGACAAAAGACUUGAGAAAUGGUAUUCCCAAAAUCCGUCUAAGACAAUCAUUGCAACGGGUUUUAUUGCUAGCACAAUGCAAAACAUUCCUACUACCUUGAAGAGAGAUGGAAGUGACUUCUCUGCAGCUAUCAUGGGUGCUCUAUUUAGGGCCGGUCAAGUCACAAUUUGGACAGACGUUGAUGGUGUUUACAGUGCGGAUCCCAGAAAAGUUAGUGAGGCAGUGAUUCUGAGGACACUAUCUUAUCAAGAGGCCUGGGAAAUGUCAUAUUUUGGGGCAAAUGUAUUACACCCCCGCACCAUAAUUCCAGUGAUGCAAUAUAGCAUUCCAAUUAUAAUAAGGAAUAUUUUCAACCUCUCUGCUCCUGGAACGAAGAUUUGCCACUCUUUAGUUAGUGACAAAGAAGGUGCCCAAAAUUUGGAGUCUCUUGUCAAAGGAUUUGCAACGAUAGACAACUUGGCCCUUGUAAAUGUUGAGGGAACUGGAAUGGCUGGUGUUCCAGGUACAGCUCAUGCUAUUUUUGGUGCUGUAAAAGACGUGGGAGCCAAUGUUAUUAUGAUAUCUCAGGCUAGUAGCGAGCAUUCUGUGUGCUUUGCUGUGCCUGAGAAGGAAGUAAAAGCUGUUGCCGAGGCAUUAAAGUCUAGAUUUCGUCAAGCUUUGGAGGCUGGGCGUCUAUCUCAGGUUGCAGUCAUCCCAAACUGUAGCAUUUUGGCAGCUGUUGGCCAGAAAAUGGCAAGUACUCCUGGUGUUAGCGCUACCCUCUUCAACGCACUGGCAAAGGCAAAUAUUAAUGUUCGUGCUAUAGCUCAAGGUUGUUCUGAGUACAACAUUACUGUAGUAGUCAAGCGAGAAGAUUGUAUAAAGGCCCUAAGAGCUGUCCACUCUAGAUUUUAUCUUUCAAGAACCACCAUAGCAAUGGGCAUUAUUGGACCUGGAUUGAUUGGUAGCACAUUACUUGAGCAGCUAAGUGAUCAGGCAGCAGUCCUUAAGGAAGAAUUUAAUAUUGAUCUGCGUGUUAUGGGAAUCACUGGCUCUAGGACAAUGCUUUUGAGUGACGUGGGUAUUGAACUAUCUAGAUGGAGAGAACUUCAAAAGGAGAAAGGUGAAGUGGCUGAUUUGGAGAAAUUCACUCAACAUGUGCGUGGGAAUCAUUUUAUUCCAAAUACUGUUUUGGUAGACUGCACAGCUGACUCUGUCGUUGCCAGCCAUUAUUAUGAUUGGUUGAGGAAAGGAAUUCACGUAAUUACCCCUAAUAAAAAGGCGAAUUCAGGACCACUUGAUCAGUACUUGGAGUUGCGAGCUCUUCAACGGCAAUCCUAUACACAUUACUUCUAUGAGGCUACUGUUGGAGCUGGUCUUCCAAUCAUUAGCACUUUACGAGGUCUUCUCGAAACUGGGGACAAAAUAUUGCGCAUUGAAGGCAUCUUCAGUGGGACUUUGAGUUACAUCUUCAACAACUUUAUUGGUAAACGAGCUUUCAGCGAGGUGGUGGCUGAAGCAAAACAAGCCGGUUAUACUGAGCCAGAUCCAAGGGAUGAUUUGUCUGGAACAGAUGUUGCCAGAAAGGUGAUCAUCCUUGCUAGGGAGUCUGGUUUAAAGCUAGAACUAUCCGAUAUUCCUGUUCAAAACCUUGUGCCCGAACCGUUAAGAGCUAGUGCUUCAGCUGAGGAAUUUUUGCAACAACUGCCACAAUACGAUCAGAACAUGACCAACAAUCGAGAGGUUGCUGAGGAUGCGGGGGAAGUCUUGAGAUACGUCGGGGUUGUGGAUGUGGUUAAUCAGAACGGUCGAGUGGAGCUGCAAAGAUACAAGAAAGAUCAUCCAUUUGCACAACUCUCUGGAUCAGAUAACAUUAUUGCUUUUACAACAACAAGAUACAAAAGCCAGCCUUUGAUAGUCCGGGGACCAGGUGCCGGGGCCGAAGUCACGGCUGGAGGAAUAUUCAGUGACAUAUUGCGGCUUGCCUCUUAUCUUGGUGCUCCGUCGUAGUAAUAUUCUUUCACAAGGCCGUAGUCCAUGUCCUUCAGGCCUUAAGUUGUGUUUUUUUCCCUGUUGGACAUGUUGUGGUAGUCAAUAGAUCCUUUGUGUUAUUGUAUGCCACUCUUAUUUUAUGGUGCUCUAGUAGGUUGAUCUACGAAGCGGCUUUUAGACCAGGAGGUGUAACUGUAGGAAGCAUUAUGGCCUAUUGGAAAAGAGUAGUUUUUAGGAAAAUAGGUUCAGUUACUGCUCUUUUCUCUUCUUGAGUAUAUAAUGCCAAUGUGACCAUCUUUUUGGUCUAACAGAGAUAUUUUGGUAAUUUAGUAAAACUUUGUUUUCUGCGAUAA
Messenger RNA from Alnus glutinosa, 3183 nucleotides. RefSeq names its product bifunctional aspartokinase/homoserine dehydrogenase, chloroplastic-like. Gene Ontology annotation, molecular function: NADP binding; homoserine dehydrogenase activity; aspartate kinase activity. Bases 110 to 2848 code for a protein of 912 amino acids. NCBI's taxonomy places the organism in Eukaryota, Viridiplantae, Streptophyta, Magnoliopsida, Fagales, Betulaceae. The transcript has 18 exons. The record is from RefSeq and is a predicted model, not a curated record. Gene Ontology annotation, biological process: aspartate family amino acid biosynthetic process; L-homoserine biosynthetic process.